AUGCUGGGAGCCGGCGGGCGGGCGGGCAGGCUGGCGGCGGGCGGUGGGGGGACUUGUUGUUCUUCGCGAAGUCGGAGCCCGAGCGCGCGGCGGAGGCGGCGGCCCGGGGGGAGCGCGGGAGGGAGCGCGAGGAGAGCGCGUGCCCGCGAGGAGCCGCCGCGCGCCCGCGCCCCCGUGCGACGCCAGCUGUUGUAGCUGAGGCAGAAAUGGGAUGUCCCACCUAACAGUUCAUUCAGCAGUUGAUCAACCCUCAGCCACCUCCUCUUGCCGGGUGCCUGGCCUCGGGAACCCGACACAGAAUCACUGGGCUCCCACGAGUGUGGCUUGGGUGCCCACCCGCUCUCCCCUGACCCGUUUACUGGCGUUGGUGAGGUUUGCUGUCACGGCGAUCACGGAGCAGGUGCGAACGUCGGAGCUCAGAGGGGGAGUCAGAACAGGAAGCAACAGCUGCUCACACCUGGCCUCACCCCAAGGCGCUGGUGCUCACAGCACAGGCCCGGCGGGCAGCGCUGGACGGCCGUGUGGCUACCGGGCAGUGGGACAAGUGAUUUCCCGCAGUUCUGUCCGGGUGCCUGUCCCAGGUUAUGACGACUAACCCCAAACCGAACAAGGCGUUAAAGGUCAAGAAGGAGGCGGGCGAGAACGCCCCAGUGCUCAGCGACGAUGAGCUGGUGUCCAUGUCGGUGCGGGAGCUGAACCAGCACCUGCGGGGCCUCACCAAGGAGGAGGUGGUCCGCCUGAAGCAGCGCCGGCGCACGCUCAAGAACCGCGGCUACGCUGCCAGCUGCCGCAUCAAGCGGGUGACGCAGAAGGAGGAGCUGGAGCGGCAGCGCGUGGAGCUGCAGCAGGAGGUGGAGAAGCUGGCGCGUGAGAACAGCAGCAUGAAGCUGGAGCUGGAUGCCCUGCGCUCCAAGUACGAGGCCCUGCAGACCUUCGCCCGCACCGUGGCGCGCGGGCCCAUCACGCCCACCAAGGUGGCCACCACCAGCGUCAUCACCAUCGUCAAGUCCGCUGAGAUCUCCAGCUCCGUGCCCUUCUCGGCCGCCUCCUAGUGCCGGCCCCGGUUGGGCGAGGGGGCCGGCGGUGGGGCCAGAGGGGCUGUCCCUCGUGCUUGUUGGAGGGUCCCAUGGGGAGCAGACCCCUGAAACCCCGAGUCCAAGCACAGGCUCCCGUGGGCUCCUGGCGGGGCGAGGUCACAGGGGCCUGAUGAAGAGUUAGGGGCCUGUGAGCCCGUGUGCCGCACGCCUGCCCACACGCACAUGCACACACACGCACCUCGCCUUCCUCUGGGCCCUGCCAGCUCUCUGCGGACUGUCUCUCUUCCGGAGCCUGUGUCCUGUGCCGGGGGAGUUGGAAUGUCUGCAGGGAGGGCCCUCAGCAGGUCCCUGGCCCUGUGGCCUGGGUGGCAAGGGCUCCGUCUUCCACCCCUCCCACCAGCAGCCUGUCAACACACGUCAUCGUGCCUGUCCCCCUGCCACCUCAGCAGAGCACCUGCAGCACCAGGGGCCUGGGAGGAGUGGCUGGUUGCAAGUGGUCCUGGGGGGGGCCUGUGGGUGCAGGUGCAUGAGUGUUGUGAGUUUUCUCUCUGUGUCGGGGUGGCCGGAAGGAGGUCCCUAUUGAGGAGCAGUGGCAGCCUGGCCUGGGGACCCAGCCCCCACUGCGGCCGCCUCGCAGAGCCCGGGAAGGUGGUGCCCAGCAUGGGAAGGGGGCGAUGGGCCUUGGGGGCUGGGAGGUGGGUGGGGAGCAGGUUCUGUGCAGAACGGCGGGCUGUCAGCGAGGCCUCCGGAGCGGCCAUGGAGCUGGGGGGCGCCUGGCUGCCUGUGGCUCCCACUGCUGGAGGAGGUGAGAGAGCAGGGGGCUGGGUGGGAUCAGAAGAUGAGGCGGGCUUGAAUGGGGCAGAGGAGGUGAUGGUGGGCGAGGUGGCAGGCUCUGGGCCAGGAAGUCCACACGGACCAGACGGGCCUCCCGGAAGCACCUGGAUGGUGUGUCAGCACAGAGGAGAUGAGGGGACUCUGCAAGCCUGGUGCUGAGUUCCCUGGAACCUUCACCGGCCCUUUCUGGGGCAGGUGACCUUUGCUGGGGCGUCCCUUCCUUGAGAGCCACCGCGGGGGCUCCCUGUGUGGGCCGGGCAUGGACGGCCACUUCUACCCCUCCUGGGAGGAUGCUGGGGCCACGGCCCUGGGUCUGAGUGAGCUGCUGAGCCCCAUCACUGGCCGGAAGCCUCUGGGCUCCAGCUCCCGGUUUCCUCUUGUGCCCUGCCACCCAGGGAGACCCCAGCAAGCAGGUGUCAGCUGUGCCAGGGUUGGGGGAGGACUGACAGCCCCAAGGGCUGCGUCCAGCUUCUGUGUCUGCUGGCAGGAGCAGACAGAAGGCAUCUGGGCCUCUCCAGCAGCAUUGCCACAUGGCCUUGUCCCUGUCCUGGGAGAAGGCGGAGGGUCUGGGGCGCUGGAUCCUUACACAGCCCGGUGUGUAACAGAAAGGCCCGGUGUGUAAGCAAAAGCUGUUGAUCGCAUAGCCAUGGUAGGUAAUCCACAUUGGAUGUCAAUAAGGACCAUGGGGAAAUAUUUAAAAAAGAGAGAAAAGUAUAUAUAUAUAUAUAUAAAAUUAUAUACACAUUUUAUCGUACAGACCUUUUGUAACUCUUUUCCUGUUGGGUACUGUCAGCCUUUGAGAGCAGAGCAGCCGUCGAGGGCAGGGCAGUGGGAACCUGUCGCCACCCCGCCUGGCUCCUCAGGCACCAGCUCGCAGCCCGAGGUGGAAGGCCCGGUCGCCUCCCGCUGCCCUUGGUCUCCCCUCCUGCCCAUCUGACUUGAGUCCCGCAGAUGACCUGGGCGCACCCCCCGCCCACCCUGGCCGGCUGUCCUGCCCAGUGGCCGCCCUGGGUUCACAGAGCGCCCCGUCCCGUGGGGUGCAGGUGGGCGAGUGCUGGCUGGGGCCUCCACGCUCUGGGAGGAGCUGUCCCCGCGGCUGCCCAUCGCCCUCCCGGGAUCAGGGGCCAGGGAAGGAAGACUGGCUCGCUCCCUCCUGCUUUUCUUUUUGGAUCAUUGAGAUGUCAUUGUCACAAUUUUAAUAUAUGGGUUUUUUAUUUAAGACAAAAGGCAGGGACGUCUUUGUGGCGUGGGUUUGUCCUCCUGUGCUUCUGACUCACGAGUCCCUGACACCCGCAGGGCCUGGCCCCCCGGGGGACGGGGCCUCCCCUUCGUAAGCUCGGCACCCACCGGUUUUCCCCGCCUCUGCCUGCCCAGCAGUUUCAUUUCAAUAUUUAUUUUUGUGCUGCUUUUAUCAUGAUAUAAAUUAUUGAGAAGAGACCUUAUGUCGUGGCCCACACCUGCCCUGUCCCCUCACGGCCACCACCUAAUUUAUUGCUGUACAUCUCUGCUGUGACGCUUUUGUACCUUUGCAAUAAAGACUUUUCUGGUUUCA
This is a messenger RNA of Equus quagga, 3423 nucleotides long. RefSeq names its product MAF bZIP transcription factor K (gene MAFK). Lineage: Eukaryota; Metazoa; Chordata; Mammalia; Perissodactyla; Equidae. The coding region runs from base 585 to 1052 and encodes 155 amino acids. Gene Ontology annotation, molecular function: DNA-binding transcription factor activity, RNA polymerase II-specific; RNA polymerase II cis-regulatory region sequence-specific DNA binding. The record is from RefSeq and is a predicted model, not a curated record. Gene Ontology annotation, biological process: regulation of transcription by RNA polymerase II. The transcript has 5 exons. Gene Ontology annotation, cellular component: nucleus.